Messenger RNA from Symbiodinium sp. CCMP2456, 1059 nucleotides. Lineage: Eukaryota; Dinophyceae; Suessiales; Symbiodiniaceae. The record is from the annotation of a GenBank genome assembly.
AUGUGCGAGGAUCCGGAGACCCCAAAGCACAUCCUGAGGAUCGUGGGCCGACAUGGGAUGGGCUCUUUUCUUCGCCGCUUCCUCGUCUUCGCCCCGCCAGAGAUGCUUAGGCGUUGGUGCCAGCACAAGUCCACCGCAGUCUUGAUGGCAUUCGUCGUGCGUGAGACAGCAGCAGUGGACUGCGCGGCUCUCGUCCACAAGCGACGGGAGCAGCUCCCUGCAGCGGUGGCGCGAGCCUGCCUCGAGCCAGGGGCAGACCUCUGGGCGAUGCGCUUUUGCGCCACUCCCGGUAUUGACGUUUGGCUCGGUCGAUUUCUGAACGACCCUCGCGGAGCCAGCUUUGCACAUCGACUCCUUCUGCAGCCGAGAUUCAUCGACAAGGUGGAGGACUUCCUGGGCUUCAAGGAAGCCAGGGCAUUCGUGAUCCGUCUGCUCCGGCAGCCUGGAGUGUACCGAUUUGUCACGUGGUUGAACCGAGAUCCGAAGAUGCAGCAAUGGUUCGCACGCAUUGCCAAACGUGAGAAGCCCAUGCUCUUCAUCACCGAAAUGCUGCUGGAGCCAGGCCUUGACAAGUUCAUCGUGGAUCUGCUGCUUCGACGCGGCAAUGACGUGGCCUUGAGAAGUAUGUUGGACUACUGGGUGCACACAGAGGGUUCCUUCGCUUCCGUCUUCGGCUCCUUCUCCAAGAAGCCAGGAAUCGAGCGAGCUUUGGCACGAGUUGUGAUCAGUCCAGGCUUCCUCGAUGGCUUCGUGUUCAGGAAGUUCCUGUGGCAAGAGGGGCUCAGCGACUUAGCCCUGGAAGCCGCAACUUUGGUCGGUGUUCGGGGCCUGGUGGACAACGUGCUGCCUCUGGCCUUCGCGGUCCUUGUAGCGAUGCUGGUCUUUUCUGUGCAAGGCACGCAGGCAGGCUUCCUGGCGCUCUUCGAGGAGGAAGGCUUGGGAGACAUCGUGCUGCCGUUUAUUGCCGGCCUCUCCGCUGGCAGCCUUAGCCGGGAUUUGGCCCUUGCCAUGCGGAGCAUGAUGGAGCCAAGCGCCAGUGAAGCAAAGGCCAAAAUCUGA